AUGAACGAAGAGACGCCGAGCGGCAAGUUCUGCAGGAUCACCGUGGCAGAUACGGCUCGUGAGCUACAUACGUCUGCCACGACUGGUCUGGAAUUUGUGCGGGAUGCCAAUCACCGCCGAAGCGUUUAUGGUGAAAACUCGCUAGACGUUGAUGAAGAUGAGUCGCUGUUCAUGAAUUUUUUCGGCCAGUUCACGGGCGACCCGUUGAUUUUGAUGCUGAUUGCAUCGAGCGUUCUGUCUCUUAUUUUGGGCAAUAAAGAAGACGCUAUUUCAAUUGCCGUCGCGAUCUUUGUCGUAGUAUCAGUGGGCUUCAUCCAGGAGUACCGGUCUGAGCAGAGCCUCAAAGCUCUUAAUACCCUGGUGCCCCCGGGUGCUCAUCUUAUUCGUGAGGGUGUUGAAAGCACGGUGCUUGCUUCCACCUUGGUUCCAGGCGACCUUGUGCAUUUUUCAGUCGGUGACCGAGUGCCAGCAGACGUGCGCAUUGUCUCUGCCGUGCAUUUGACUAUUGACGAGAGCUCUCUAACUGGCGAAACCCAUCCUGUCGACAAGAAUGAGUUCGAAAUUUUAAGCUACUCUGUGCCACCCCUGGGCCAACGAACCUGCAUCGCUCAUAUGGGCACUCUGGUGACCACUGGACACGGAACUGGUAUCGUGGUGGGAACUGGUGCCCGCACAGAGUUUGGAGCCAUUUUCGCCAUGAUGACCGAGAUUGAAAAACCCAAAACACCUUUGCAAAUUUCGAUGGACAAACUCGGAAAAGAGCUGUCGAUUAUGAGCUUUGGUGUCAUUGGCAUUAUCUGCCUUAUCGGUUUGAUUCAGGGUCGCAAGCUUCUGGAAAUGUUCCAAAUCGGUGUUUCUCUUGCCGUUGCAGCUAUUCCUGAGGGUUUGCCCAUCAUUGUUACUGUCACAUUGGCGCUUGGCGUGUUGCGGAUGGCUAAAGCUAACGCAAUUAUUAGAAACCUGCCGUCGGUUGAAACUUUGGGCUCGGUUAACGUCAUCUGCACGGAUAAAACAGGUACCCUCACUCUUAACAAACUUACUGCGUCUAAAAUUUAUGCUGGAGGUGAUCUAGUUUCGGUCUCUGGCCAAGCCCACCCAACACGUGCUCAGUCGGUUGCCCUACGUCUAGGGAGCAUUUGCAAUAACAGCAAGCUCAUCACUGCAGGUGGUGUCUCGAAAUACGUCGGAAAUCCUGUUGAUGUGGCUCUGCAAAACAUUUUGUCUCAUUUUGGCUACGACGAUUUCCGGUCCUCCGUGGCCCGAGUCGCCGAGACACCGUUCGAUUCCAGCCGUAAAUGGAUGGCUGUCGCCGCUCAAAGCUCCAGUGGAGAGACAAUUUUGUGCGUCAAAGGUGCUAUCGAGAUGCUACUACCUAAUUGUGAGAUGGCCAUUGAUAAAGCCGGUCAGCCCGUCCCUCUGAGCGAGAGCAUGCGGGCAGAAAUUACUCGCACUGCUGAUGCCGAAGCUGAUCUUGGCAUGCGUAUUAUGGCACUGGCUUAUCGUGCUAAUAGCCAGGACGUUUCUAAACUCGAAAAACUGGUUUUCGCUGGCUUUGUUUCCAUGUAUGACCCCCCUCGUCCGGGUGUCAAGCGUAGCAUGCGCCGCCUUCUUCAAUGUGGCGUUAAAAUUAUUAUGAUCACAGGUGAUAAUGAGCAUACUGCUGCUUCUGCGGCUAGGGAAGUUGGUAUUCCUGUUCCUACUAGUGGCCCAUCUCUAGAUAACUGCAUCAUGACCGGACCUACCCUAGAGAAGCUUUCACCCGAGGAACUUUCUACUGCGAUUGAAAAUGUUUUGGUUUUCGCUCGUACAACGCCUGAGAUGAAACUCAAGAUUGUGCGGUCGCUUCAGAUGUGCGGUGAUAUUGUCGCCAUGACUGGUGACGGUGUCAACGAUGCUCCCGCCCUAAAACUAGCUGAUAUUGGUGUUUCCAUGGGAUCUGGCACAGAUGUUGCAAAGGAAGCAUCCGACAUGAUUCUCGUGAAUGACGACUUUAGCACAAUCCUAGAUGCUAUUCGUGAUGGAAAAGGCAUUUUCACGAAUAUCAAAGCCUUCUUGACUUUCCAGCUGUCUACGUCGGUAGCUGCUCUCUCAUUAAUUGUGUUUUCCACUCUAUUCAAGCUACCGAAUCCUCUAAAUCCCAUGCAGAUUUUGUGGAUCAACAUCUUGAUGGAUGGACCCCCGGCACAGUCACUGGGUGUUGAACCAGUCGACCCAGCUGUGAUGCAUCAGCCUCCUCGUUCAAGACAUGACCAUGUGUUGACGCCUGCUGUUGGAUAUAGAGUCGCAUUAAGAGGUGCAAUCAUUUUGCUUGGCACAAUGUUUGUUUACAUUCGAGAGAUGAGUGACAACGAGGUUUCUGCUCGCGACACCACCAUGUCGUUUACAUGCUUUGUUUUAUUUGACCUUUUUAACGCCUUGACCUCGCGUUCUGCCACCCGAUCUGUGUUUGACCUCGGAUUCUUUUCUAAUAAAAUGUUCAACUACGCAGUUGGUCUGUCACUUUUGGGACAGCUAGCCGUGAUUUACGUUCCGCCUUUCCAACGUGUAUUCCAGACUGAGGCGCUAUCAUUUAAAGACAUCCUGUUUUUGCUGGUGAUCACCUCUUCCAUUUGGGUGUCUGACGAGUUCAUUAAACGCUGGAUCCGCAAAGAGGCUAUGGAACGACCCUCACUACAAGCUGAGCUUGUUUAA
Wickerhamiella sorbophila is the source of this 2691-nucleotide messenger RNA. Its product is annotated as Calcium-transporting ATPase 1. Gene Ontology annotation, cellular component: Golgi membrane; plasma membrane; endoplasmic reticulum. Lineage: Eukaryota; Fungi; Ascomycota; Dipodascomycetes; Dipodascales; Trichomonascaceae. The transcript has a single exon. The coding region runs from base 1 to 2691 and encodes 896 amino acids. Gene Ontology annotation, biological process: manganese ion transport; intracellular calcium ion homeostasis; calcium ion transmembrane transport. Gene Ontology annotation, molecular function: ATP hydrolysis activity; ATP binding; P-type calcium transporter activity. The record is from RefSeq and is a predicted model, not a curated record.